AUGGGAUCCACUGCUUCACAGAUCGACGCAGUGGUCUUAGAUGAACUUCUACGUGAAAUCGUGGAUUCAUCCAUGUCAGAUCUCCGUCACCGUCUCCAAGAAGCUGUAUUCGCCACGUCAUUCCGUCGAAAAAUUCUCGAACAACACGGUGCCACGUCAUCAUCUUCUGAAUCCGGCUCACAAAAACAGCUUCAAAAUCUUCUCGACGACUACAUAAAACCCCAAAAACUAUCUCUGGCGUUGGAGACGUUCACCCAAAAGCCAACUACAGUACACCCGGUGGAAUUAGUGACUGCUGAUGACGUGGCGAUUUCAGAAUCCGGACGUCUAUUUAAAGACGACGUCGAGUAUUCUGGAGAUAGUUCCACAUGGAAAUUCUUCCAAAUGCCACGUGUACCUGCCUACGUGGCAAUUACUGUAGUUGUUAUGUGUAUUUUGACGUUUCUGAUGUUUGUUGGCACUGUGAUCUACUUUUUGACUUCGAAAUGGAAACGAAAGAAAAAUUUGAAAAUGGAUUUGCCACGUGGAUUUUUGACAAGAAGUCAGAUGAUGAUGCCUGAUCCAUUGAGCGUGCAAGAUCAAAUUUCACGUCGCCACGUGGCGAGUUUCACGUUAAAGGAUCAAUUUUGUGACCCAGAAAAACCGAAAAUUUUGCAAUUCGGUGAUAUUUCGAUGGCUCAUCAUCGGAUUCAGGGAGGUGUAGUUCGUACGGAUUGCCGAAAAUCUCGGUGUCUUUCGAAACUGUUCGAUAUGAAUGUCUUCCUGAAGAUGGAAGUUAAUCAGGACACUGGAAGUUUCAAGGAACGAGGCGCCCGUUAUGCACUUCAGAAUUUGACGGAGGAGAAAAAGAAGGCGGGCGUCUAUGCAGCGUCCGCCGGGAAUCAUGCAUUGGCUCUGUCGUUGCAUGGGAAGCAAUUGGGGGUAGAGGUAAACGUAGUGAUGCCUAUCAUCGCACCUCUUAUGAAAAUCAAUCGUUGCCAAGAACUGGGCGCCAAUAUCCUAGUGAAGGGAAAUGACAUAGCGGAGAGUCGUGAAAUCGCUUUACAAUUGGCUCAUGAUAACCAAGGAACGUACAUCAACGGAUACGAUCAUUAUGAUAUUCUAGCGGGGGCGGGGACUGUGGGAUUGGAGAUUUUAGAGGAGUGUCCGAUGCCUGAUGCUAUUUUGGUACCCGUUGGUGGUGGUGGACUUGUUGCAGGAGUGGCAACCGCUGUGAAAGCGCUCUCUCCAAGUACUGAAGUGAUUGGAGUGGUUAGUGAGACGUGUCAAGCUAUUGUGAAAUCCCUCCAAGCAGGCCAUCCGGUCUACACACCGACUCGUCCUACAUUGGCAGACGGUUUGGCGGUGCCUAAUGCGGGAGUUAAUGCGUUCGCAUCGAUGAUAGGAAAAGUGGAUCGAGUGAUAAGUGUGGCUGAAAACGACAUUGCCGUUGCUAUUCUUCGUUUGAUUGAGAAUGAGAAAGUGGUGUGCGAAGGAGCCGGAGCUAUUGGAAUCGGAGCAAUUUUAUCGGGAAAACUGUCACAUUUGAAGGGAAAAAAUGUGGUUUCGAUUUUGUCGGGUGGAAACAUCGACAGUACUUCGUUGGGUAGAUGCAUAGAGAGAGGUCUUGCUUAUGAUCACCGCGUGAUUCGUCUCUCUGUAAUCAUACCGGAUAAGCCGGGUGGCUUAUCAAAGUUGACUGGAUUGGUGGGAGAGUUGAGCGGAAAUGUCAGAGAUUUGUAUUUGGAACGUGCAUUUAUGCGUAACGAUAUGUCAUCGCAACGUGUCAAAAUGGUGAUAGAAGUACGUGGAAAAGAGCAUGAGGAUGAGCUCAAAGCGAGAUUGGAGGAGGAAUACGACCCGGAGAACUGCCAAUUCAAAAAUAGUAAUCGAUUGAAGGGAUUGUAA
Caenorhabditis remanei is the source of this 1887-nucleotide messenger RNA. RefSeq lists its product as uncharacterized. NCBI's taxonomy places the organism in Eukaryota, Metazoa, Nematoda, Chromadorea, Rhabditida, Rhabditidae. Gene Ontology annotation, biological process: L-threonine catabolic process; L-serine catabolic process. Bases 1 to 1887 code for a protein of 628 amino acids. The record is from RefSeq and is a predicted model, not a curated record. Gene Ontology annotation, molecular function: L-serine ammonia-lyase activity; threonine deaminase activity. The transcript has 13 exons.